AUGAAUGAUGAUGAAAUUGUAAACAAACAUAGAAAUUUUUUUAAUAAUAAAUUUUAUAACACAAACGAAAAAAAAAAUAAUGUUAAUCAUGGAAAAAUAAAUGGAGAAAAAUUCAACUAUGCUAAUCAAAUAAACAAAGGUCAAUCAUUUGAAGGGGAAAACAUAAGUGAAUAUAAUUGCCAAAGAAAUAAGACCAUAAUAAAUUCAAAAUAUAGAAACAACCAAAUAAAUGGGAUGGAAAAUGAUAGUCAGCAAUUAUAUAAUAACAACUAUUUGGAAAAUUAUUUUACCUGUUAUAAUAAUAAUGUUGAAAAUGAAAACCAAGAUUUGUUUUCUAACAAAAAUAAUAUGAAUAUAAAAAAAAGAAUGACUGUUUAUCCGUCAUACAAAAACAAUGCAUAUAUUAAUAAUAAAACUGGAUAUGUAAAUAAAAAUGCGUUUUCAAAUGUUCAAAAUGGUUCCUUAAAUAAUAAUGCAUAUAUGCAACAUAAUUUUAAAAUGAAUGCAAAUUUUGAUUCGGGACCAAUUCCCCCAAAUUAUAUAAUGAAACAGGAAUAUAUAAAUUGGAAUGGAAACAAUAUGACAACUAAUCAUGACCAAAAUAAAAAUAAAAACAGAAAAAUAAUAGGUAAUAAUUAUAACAACUUUAGAGAAACAAAUAGUAAUAUUUAUAAUAAUUUCUAUGAUCAUAAUUUACAACAAAAUAAUAAAAUUUAUGUUCCAAGUCAACCAAAUAAUGUUUCUACUUAUAAAAAUAAUUUAAUAAAUGGCGAGACAAAUUAUAAGUUAAAUGUGAAUAGCAGUCUAAACGCUGGAAACGUAAAUAAUAAUAGCAAUCAUAAUAAUACCAAUUAUAAUAACAACAUUAGUAGUAAUAAUUAUAAUUAUAGUAAUAGUAAUAGUAAUAGCAAUAGCAAUAGCAAUAGUCAUAAUAAAAGUGGACACUAUGCGAAUACAAUAAAUUACAUGGGCAAUAAAAAAAUAAAUAAAAAGGGGCACACACACAAAAAAAAUAAUAAUUUUUUAAAUAAUCAUACAAGUGUAAAGAAAGAUAUAAAAAAAGUUGAUAAUGAUUUGGAAAGCAAAAAAAGUGGAAAUAAAAUUGAAUCAAAAAAUAUCUAUUGCAAAUAUUGCAAUAUAGAAGUUAAUGAGAAAGAAUUAGAAGAACAUAAUAAAUUAGAACAUAUUAAAUGCCCUAUAGAUAAUUGUGGAGAAAUAUAUAAUAUUGAUCUUUUUGAUAUUCAUUUAUUAAGCCAUGAAAAAAAUGAAAAAAAUGAAAAUAUUUUAGAAAGCAAAGAAGAAAUACAAAAAUGGAUAGAAGAACGAAAAAAAAAUUAUCCUACAAAAAAAAAAAUUAUGGAAAUGAAAAAUAAUAAUAUAAAUUCUGAAGAAAAAGAAAAAAAAAAUAAACAAAAAAAAAUAACAAGUUUGAUUGAAAAAUUAUUAGUAGAAAAAUAUUCGUCUGCUAUUGGUAGAAAUAUUUAUUAUCAAACUCAGUCACAAAAAAAAUCUAUAUUUGUUCCUUUAUUAAAUAAAUUAAUUGAAAACAAUUAUAAAAAUGUAUAUGAAAAUACUUAUUAUAGUAUUUCAGAUAAAUAUAAUCAAAAAAAUAUAAAAUUUAACAAAAAAAUAAAAAAAAACAAUCUAAUUGACUCAUUAAAUGUUCAUAAAAAUGCCCCACUUAUAUAUCAAUUAAUGAAAAAUGAUAUAUAUGUGUAUGAACAAAAAUUAAUGCAAUGUAUUGAAUUUAUAGUAAAUAAUAAUUUUUUUGACAAUACAUUUGAUGCUAAUCAAGAUAUUGUUGAGUUAUAA
Molecule: messenger RNA, 1812 nt
Organism: Plasmodium yoelii
Lineage: Eukaryota; Apicomplexa; Aconoidasida; Haemosporida; Plasmodiidae
Exons: 1
Coding region: 1-1812 (603 amino acids)
Source: RefSeq, a predicted model, not a curated record